GUUUACGUCUCUAAGAGACCUGGUGAGCAGGAAGUACCUACACCUGAAAAAACACCCCCUUCUAAGUGGGGAGGGAAAACAGGCCAAGGAUGUGCUCUUCCUUUUCAAUGGAAUGGAAAAGAUGCAACUGGAUUUCCGAAUUGGAGCCUCAGAGCUUUGCAGUGAUCCUAAUGAGGGACUGCCUCCAAGUGUAGUUGUGGUAAACCUGCUAAGAAAGUAUCUGUUGCCUGAGGCCAGCAUCUUGAUUACGACAAGACUGUCUGCUUUGGACUGUAUCCCUCAGAAGUAUGUUACUCGUUACGCACAGAUACGUGGUUUUAAUGACCCAUCACGCCAGCGGGCGUACUUCACCAGUCGCCUUCUAAAGCAGAGUGACACUGCACAUAACCAAGAGGCCCAGGAUCUUGUAGAACUGCUUUACCUCAACCUCCAGAGAGAAAGCCAACUUGCUGCUGCAUGUUUCCUUCCAUCGUAUUGCUGGCUCACUUGUGCAACCUUACACUUUCUGCGUUUUACCAAUACCAAAGCCCCCAUCCGCACUCUAACUGGCAUAUACACAAGUUUCCUCAGGCUCAAUUUUGGGGGUGAAGUGCUCGGUACAGGAGCAGGGACGGACAUGCCCAUUCAGGAACACCAAAGUUCUCUGAUGUUAUAUGUUGUCCGUACAGUAGGUAAGCUUGCAUUUGAAGGUGUGACAUACAAACGCACAUCCUUCUCAGAAGCAGAACUAGAGCAGUGGAUAGGAGGGAAGACAAAGACAGAUGAGGAGCUUCAUCAGCUGGCCAUGUUCCGCACCGAUGUACUAGACUUCUUUUUGGCUCCUUCCAUAGAAAGUGGUAAAUCUAUAUUACAAGACCUAAGGGAAAACAAUGAGAAGCAGUAUGUGUUUGCUGUCCCAGCCAUGCAAGAAUACCUGGCAGCACUCUAUGUAGUUCUAGGAGAGAACAAAUCUGCUCUUGAGAAGCUCACCAAGAAAGUAUCUGUGGCCAUUGGUCAGGCAAGUGAGGAUGUCAAUGCCCUUGUUAACAUCUUUUCUAAGUUAAUUCCCCUCCGAAUUUUUGCAGUAUUCAAUCUUCUUAAGCUUUUUCCAAAGCUCUAUGAGAAAAUCAGCAGUCUCAACAAAGGCAGUAUAGCCAGAACCAUGGCAGCUGAGCUGUUCCACACUGAGGAUAGCUACAACGAGGAUGUCCUUGACCAGGUCGAGCAAAACCUUGUAGGAGUCCAUGGCCCACAGCAACAGCAGUACAGUGAACGUCAACCUUUUGAGCUGUACCCUAUCUUCAUGGGUGGGCUAUUGCACUAUGGUAACCGUGUGCUUCUCCAACAACUUGGCUGCAGCAUUCAAAGCACCACUGUGGCCCAGAUCACCCAUGCCAUUAGGAAAUACCUUGUUAGAGAGCUUAACAAGCCACAACCACCAGAAGAGCUGAUGGAUCUGUUGGUCCUUCUAUAUGAGUUCCAGAACCCCAGACUGACUGCAGAGGUUGUAACUUCAAUCAGAGCUAUCUGCCUCACCAACAUUCGUAUGACUUCACUUAAAUGUUUCAUACUGAGUUCUGUGCUUUCCUGCACCCCUGCAAGUUACUACCUUGAAGAACUGGACCUAUCCUCCUGUCUCCUGAAUAAUGACACGCUUCAGAUGCUGUGCCCUGCCUUCAGACACACAUACAACCUCAAUCUGCAGUUUAACACCCUUGGUCCUGAGUCCUGCAGUCUGCUGAGAGACCUACUGCUAGAUCCCAGGAGUGUUAUUAGAUCUCUGAAAUUGUGUGACAACCCUCUUAUGGAGUCUGGAGUCCAAAUCCUGGUGGAAGCCCUGCCAGAGAAUCAGUCCCUGACAAACUUGUCCCUGAUGCACACUGGACUGGGGGAUGAGGGUGUCCUGGAUCUGGCUAAGAGGCUCCAACAACACAGAAGACUCCAGGAGCUCAACGUGGCCUAUAACAAUAUUGGAGACGACGCAGCUCUACUUCUGGUAGAUGCCUGUAGAGAACAUCCCAGCAUUCAGACUGUACAUUUAUAUUUGAACCCUCUCAGUAAAGUGGCGAAGCAGUCCCUGUAUGCCCGAGGUGUUCCCCGUAGCCACAGUGGCCAACGGGUCAAGGUCCUGGCUUCUGUCACUGAAGGGACAGACCUCUCUGAGAACUGGCGCCCCAUUCUCAAUGUUAUACGAGAGAACUCCUCAUCCUGGGAUCAGCAGCAUGUCAUACAGCAACUAAAGGUCUUUCUCGAGGAUCUGGAGUGGGGGCGUCAACAGCAGCAGAGCCUCUGGAAGAGGCUACAUUUCCGCAGAGUUGAGAAGGGAGUCCGGAAAAUUCUAAAGAUGUAUAGGAACAAUUUACCUCCCUCCAAGAAGUAACCCAGGAGGUGAUCAGGAAAUGAGUGUUCAAGUUUGAAUAGGAUGAAUCCAGAUAGGAGAAUCUUCAAACAGCAAUGACUAAUAGUCUAGGACAGGGGUUUUAAAACAGGCCAGCGGACUAUAUCAGGCCCACAAUACAAUUUUUUCUGGCCAGCAAAAUAAUUUCAUAUGUCAGUUAUUGAUGUGGUCUCUAUGUGGGAGCUGAAUCUUCAGCCCUGUUGAGAAUUCCUGCAGACAGGGGUUGGGCUUUAUUUUGAUAGGUACACCAUGCGGACAAUCACGUGUUACAUUCCCCUUAAAGGUCCAGGGGAUGAAGGAAAGUAAUAAAAGUUGUCCAGGUUGAACAAAGAAGAUAGAGAGGCCAUUCAUAUUAUGCAAAGUAAUUAAGCAAUAAACAAUUAAAUGACAAAA
Molecule: messenger RNA, 2770 nt
Organism: Haplochromis burtoni (Burton's mouthbrooder)
Lineage: Eukaryota; Metazoa; Chordata; Actinopteri; Cichliformes; Cichlidae
Gene: nlrx1
Product: NLR family member X1
Biological process (GO): negative regulation of canonical NF-kappaB signal transduction
Cellular component (GO): mitochondrion
Molecular function (GO): protein binding
Source: RefSeq, a predicted model, not a curated record